AUGAAGACGGAAGAAAAAACGAACGUGCCACGUGUGCGGAUAGCGGUGCUCGGCAAUGUCAAUGUUGGAAAAUCUGCCCUCACCGUUCGCUAUUUAACACGACGGUUCAUAGGAGAGUACAGUUCGAACACCGACCUUCUCUACAAACAGACCGUGACGCUGGACAGUGGCGUGCUGGACGUGGAAAUCGUCGACAUAUCGGCCGAGAACGACAACGGUUUCCCGGUCGAGCAGAUCCAGUGGGCCGACGCUUGCCUUAUCGUGUACAGUAUUACCGAGCGGACCAGCUACGAGUACGCCAAGCGAUCGCUGGCCGAACUGCGCCAGCUGCAGAACGCGCCCUCGGCCUACCUGGUCGGCAACAAGCUCGAUCUGGAUCACUUGCGAGAGGUCCAGGAAACGGAAGGAGCAUCGCUGGCCGCUUCCCACGCGAUCGGCUUCUGUGAAGUGUCCGUCGCCGACAACUCACCCGCCCUCUACAAAGCCUUCGAGCGGCUGCUGGCCGAGUCACGCGCCCGCCCCGUCAAGCCACGCAAGUUUUCCGUCAGCAAAAUGUUUGGGACGCUGAUUGGAAACAAUGGUCCACGGCAACCGUCCGUGAACCAGGGCACGGUGGUACCUUGCCACAAGGGGGAGCUCCACAAGUCGCGUGUCAUGAAGCGACGCCAAGCCUUCACCGCGACCGCCUCCCUAUGACCGGCAUCAACCGCGGGUGAGGACAGCAACUAAAUCGCUUCCAAUUCGCGCUCUGUCACUAGUGCGGGUAAAUGGAGCGGAGGGCCCGAGGACAUCGCGCAGACAGGCUACCCGGAGAAGGGCAAACAAUUUGUGAUGAUAGUGAACUAGUGUCGGUUCCGGGUUGACGUGAUCACUGUGUUAUUUUAUAAGAAUCCUACACGGAUCGAUUGCUGUGCAA
Molecule: messenger RNA, 916 nt
Organism: Anopheles cruzii
Lineage: Eukaryota; Metazoa; Arthropoda; Insecta; Diptera; Culicidae
Product: ras-related and estrogen-regulated growth inhibitor-like protein
Exons: 4
Coding region: 1-696 (231 amino acids)
Molecular function (GO): GTPase activity; GTP binding
Source: RefSeq, a predicted model, not a curated record